Molecule: messenger RNA, 939 nt
Organism: Exophiala aquamarina CBS 119918
Lineage: Eukaryota; Fungi; Ascomycota; Eurotiomycetes; Chaetothyriales; Herpotrichiellaceae
Exons: 2
Coding region: 1-939 (312 amino acids)
Molecular function (GO): oxidoreductase activity, acting on the CH-OH group of donors, NAD or NADP as acceptor
Source: RefSeq, a predicted model, not a curated record
AUGGCUACCAACAUCCGAACUAACAAUGCGAAGUCGGUCUAUGAAAGGAUCGAUGCGGCUGGAGCCAUGCAAGGCAGUGCAAGUGGUAAGGUUGUUCUGGUCACAGGUGCCGGACGAGGACAAGCGAUAUCCAAAGCAUUUACACAAGCCGGCGCGGAUGCGUUGAUUCUGACCGCCUUGGAAGAUUCCGAACUCGAGGAGACGAAGCAGCAGAUCCGAGCCAUCAACCCACAAUGCCGUGUGUUUAUGCGAGCGCUGGAUGUGAGGGACACCACGGCGGUCUCAAGCUUUAUCGAAGAUGCUGCUAAAUGGUCAGAGAACCGGGUGGAUGUCCUGUGCUGCAAUGCAGGCAUUAGUCCGCCUCUGCAACCGAUAUCCGAGAGCGACCCUCGUCGAUGGUGGAUGGGCCUCGAGGUCAAUCUCAAAGGACCCUAUCUGUUUGCUCGCUUCGUAUUACCGCUGAUGCAGAAGCAAAAAUCGGGACACAUCAUUAUCACAGCCUCGCGGGCGGCGGUCUCCAAUGACCCCGAAAUGUCCAGCUACCAGAUCUCCAAGCUGGCGGUGACGCGGCUGGCCGAACUUAUUGAUGUUGAAAACAGCCAUCUAGGCAUCAAAUCCUUCGCCAUCCACCCGGGAGGCAUCAUCACACGACUCUUGACGGACUUGGAAACCAAGGAGACCGAGCCGUGGGCAGCGAAAGCGGCGCCUUUCAUCCGCUCCAAGUUGGUAGAGGAUAUCUCCCUGCCCGGGAAUUCUUGUGUGUUCCUGGCCUCUGGGAAAGCGGACUACUUGAGUGGUCGCUUUGUAGACACCACUAUUCACUUUGACGAUCUUGGACGGGGAGAGGCGGCGAUCUUGGAGCAUGAUCUGCUCAAGAUUCGGGUACCCUUAAACUGGAAUCCAGAGGGUGGUGUCUCUUGCUUCUCCACCAAGGCCUGA